UAUUUUCCUUGAUUCUCAUUCCUUCCGCAACAGAAGAUCCAAAACCGAAGCCCAAAGCUGCUGGAGGACACCACAACAAGCAGGAGUGUGCGGGUUGCCUUGAAUGCGAUCCAAAGGGCUCCAUUGAUCCACAACAAAUGAGAGCACCCCUGGCUCAACCGAUUGUUUUUAUUGGUGCAAACCGCCACAUUUAUACCCAGCAACGUUGUCUGGAAGAAAAAGGAGAACAAUCCUUUCAACUGAUUGAUCGCGAAUCAAACCGUAAUAAAGACCAAUCUAUCAACAACUCAGCCACCCAUCAGCAUUUUCAGGCACUGGUACGCACGACGAGGGCGAUUGCUUGAUUGUGUUAUAGUCAAGACAAGAAAGGAAAUUCUGUUGCUUGUUGUUAUAUCCAUUGCUGCAACUGCACCCAACCAAACGCUGCCAUCAGUCCUUGAUCUGAUUGACACCCUCUGCUGGAUAGUAGUAUACAAUAGACAAGGGAGUCAAGUCACCAACAUCCGAUCAUAAAAACGACUGAUACUUCUUUCUCCCAUCUUGCCUGCAUGAAUGCCAUGAAGGAACAAAGGAGUCAGUAAAGGUCUCAUUUGUUUCACUCGCUCAUAAAACAACAAUUCAACGCAAACUCAUCAGAACAACAAGGCAAAGGAGUUCUCAAAGUACCAUUAUCAUAGCUAGUAGCACUCCCGCCUCUUAAAAGAAGAAAACAUCACCACCAUGAAGACAGUUUCCAUCCUACAGUACGAUCGUGACCAGCAUCAGUUCUACCCAUCCUUUGUCAUUCAAGAUGACCAUCAAGAUAACGACAACGAAUGUGCCUUUGACGAACUCAUCAUUCAACCGUCGCAGGAAUGGAUGGACGACUACUUGCAGUGGAAUCGCUUUGGUAGACUUCCGGAAGAUCCAACAGAGGACUUCCUCGACGAAGAAGACGACCCCACAUCCUUUUCCAUCCCCAUUUUCGAAUCGGUUCGGGACCUCCACGACUUUAACUCCCGCGGACAAGACCUAACACGACGACUCGGGGAGGAACUGGCACGGUCGGGGGCAGCAGCAUGUGCCAUUCGAGUGGCUCCCUAUCGUCCGCUCUAUUCCAACAUUCGGGUGGGGCCCGUCGCGGCAUGGUGGCACGUCAAGGACUUUAACUAUGGCUUUGUGAUACCGGUCCAACGACUGCCCAUCUCGAACCGACUCAAGGCGAGACUCCAAGCAUUUCGAUGCCACAAGGGGAUCGAGUUUUGGCAGAGCGACGACGAAAGCGACGACGAAGAUUGUCGAUUGCAACAUUUGGGGGAAGAGCGAAACGAACUCCAAGAAGAUCUGAUCCGAGAGCUUUGUCAGUACGACGAUACUGCUGUCGCUGAGAAAGGCAAAAAGGCGAAAGGUGAGAAGUGUUGUGCCACCGAGAAGACAAAGGCGGUGAAUCGAGUCGAUUCUCUUGCUAGCCUUGGCGCUCUUGUUGCGGAGUCUUGCUCGUUGGUGGUCGCAGUAUCUCCUCCUGUCGAAAGGGGAAGUUGGUUUCCUUGCACUCAGUCUCAAAGGGUCGCUUAAGCCGUCACGUUGCAGCCCGGUCCUCGCAUACAUCAUACACACUCUCGACUCUAUGUUGAUGCUUUAAAACAAGCAUUGAGUCAACACGGGCGCACCUAUCUCGAAUUCCGACAUCCAUAUUGUACAAGCAAGAACUAGAUAAACAUCCAAGGUAUAGAAUACGGGUAAAGUUAUAAUAAAGCCAUCCUACAUUCUCU
Messenger RNA from Seminavis robusta, 1751 nucleotides. Lineage: Eukaryota; Bacillariophyta; Bacillariophyceae; Naviculales; Naviculaceae. The record is from the annotation of a GenBank genome assembly.